Messenger RNA from Scleropages formosus (Asian bonytongue), 3924 nucleotides. RefSeq names its product vacuolar protein sorting 26 homolog B, like (gene vps26bl). Lineage: Eukaryota; Metazoa; Chordata; Actinopteri; Osteoglossiformes; Osteoglossidae. Gene Ontology annotation, biological process: intracellular protein transport. Bases 208 to 1206 code for a protein of 332 amino acids. The record is from RefSeq and is a predicted model, not a curated record. The transcript is spliced from 6 exons.
UGAGGGCCCGCUGCUCGGAAGUGGUACUGUGAUCCCUGAUCACAGUCAGCACACAACACACGCACGCAGUGCCUCUGGUCGCCGAGCUCCAUUUAAAUACGCAUUAUUAAAAGAAUAAAUCGUGCGGACUGUAGUUCCGAGGCGCAGGAGGCUCUCUUGAUGAGUGGUUGAAUUAGGAUUUGUGUAGUGAUAUCUAAGGGUGCAGUAAUGAGCUUCUUUAGUUUUGGUCAAAGUGCAGAAAUUGACAUAGUGCUGAACGACGCCGAAACGAAGAAGAAAGUAGAGCACAAGACGGAGGAUGGCAAGAAGGACAAGUACUUUCUGUUCUACGACGGCGAGACGGUGUCCGGCAAAGUGAACGUGACGCUCAAGAACCCGGGGAAAAGACUGGAACAUCAGGGCAUCAAGAUCGAGUUCAUCGGACAGAUCGAACUGUACUAUGACAGGGGGAACCACCAUGAGUUUGUGUCCCUGGUGAAAGAUUUGGCACGUCCCGGCGAGCUCACACAGUCUCAGACGUUUGACUUCGAGUUCACGCAUGUGGAGAAGCCCUACGAGUCAUACACGGGACAAAAUGUCAAACUGCGGUAUUUCCUGCGGGCAACCAUCAGUAGAAGACUAAAUGACAUCAGUAAGGAGAUGGAUAUUGUAGUCCAUACCCUCAGCACAUACCCUGAGCUCAAUUCCUCCAUCAAGAUGGAAGUGGGAAUUGAAGACUGUCUACACAUUGAGUUUGAGUACAACAAGUCCAAGUACCACCUAAAAGAUGUAAUAGUAGGGAAGAUCUACUUUCUUUUGGUGAGGAUUAAGAUAAAGCACAUGGAAAUAGACAUCAUCAAACGCGAAACUACAGGCACAGGCCCCAAUGUGUACCAUGAAAAUGACACCAUUGCUAAAUAUGAGAUAAUGGAUGGAGCGCCGGUGAGAGGAGAAUCUAUCCCUAUCAGGCUUUUUCUGGCUGGCUAUGAGAUGACCCCCACCAUGCGGGACAUCAAUAAGAAAUUUUCCGUGCGCUACUACCUGAACCUGGUGCUGAUAGAUGAGGAAGAGAGGCGCUAUUUCAAACAGCAGGAGAUCACACUUUGGAGGAAAGGGGACAUUGUGAGGAAGAGCAUGUCCCACCAAGCAGCCAUUGCUUCACAGCGCUUUGAGGGAUCCUCCAACAAUGAGAAAGCAGUUGCUCAAAACAAGGAGGAUAGCAAUUGAGUCCUGCUGCCUUGCCCCCUUGGUCUCCUGAGGAAGACAAGACUCUAACAUGUGUGUGCGUUUUUGAAACUGGGGUCAUAGGGGUACACCAUCCCACUGCCCAGCUCCUUAUUUACCGCCAACACUGGUGAGGCCAGUCUCUCUUCCAAUCAGUUACUAGGUAAAGGGAUCAGAGAGGCCAAGAAAGAACUUCUGGGUUCAUACUUUGGGAACAUUAUAGGAAAGUAAAAAGCUGCAAUUCUCCCCCUCCCCCGAUUCUUUAACUUUCAUUUCCACCCCAUAUCCUCCCUCAGAGUAUUUUUGCUUUCUUGAAAAGCAACUUGUAUGCUUAAUCCAGUAAUCCUUUAACAGGGUUUUUUUUUUAUUUUUUAAAACAUCAGUGCAACCGGUACUUACAAUUACAUUCCUCAAUUUCGAAUGAAAUUUCACCAAAAUUAGAAAAAGGGAAACUCAAAUGCUUUGUUCAUCUGUUCUGAAAUCCGUUUCCUGUUUUUUGCUUCUAAACACUUGUCAUUGUGUGGCACUAUCAUACCAGUGUUUGCCGCAGCCACACAGCAGCUCUUAACCCGUAUGCCUGUGCAAAAUGCUGUACCAAUGAUUAAGUAUUGAAGUGUUACCUCUCACAUAGUUAGCGAUUCCACACAUAGUGUUCCAUUAGUGCCCAUACAUUCCUUUGUCACAACUGAACAGACUAGUUUCUACAACAAGUUCUUUACAUGUAAGAAGUUAUUUUGUCCUAUGAUAAAUCUAGACUUCCACAGUCUUUUCUCAGAACAAUUGUCUGGAUUUUCAGAAUACAAAAUUAUACGAUGUGUGAUAACAGUGAUAUGAACUGAAGUAAAAAUAAUAGCAACUUCUGCGUUAGACCUUAGUUGGUGGAAUUUUUUUUCUUUAAAGAAAUUUUGUGGUUUGUAUAAAUUGAUCUAAAUGCCUGUUAUGAAGUAUUGACAUUAACAGUGAAUUUGGAAAAAGGUACCUGAUUUGUGACAGUGUCAAACCAUUCCGAAAAUACUUUUGGUAUCUGUAGUAGGACAUUUUCCAGUAUAAUGCCUUUUUUUGUCAUGAAUGUUUUCUUUUUACUAUUAGAUCAUUGAGAUGAUUGAAGUUUUAUUUCUAGUAGAAGGGAAGUUCAAAGGAGGCCUUAAUUGUAAGGAAUUAACUGUAGGUAGUUUUUUCCACUUGUGUAUGUCUUAUGAGAAGCAAAACAAUAACUUUAUAGGUGGCCUAAGUGUCAUCAGUAUUAAAGAUAGGAAUGAUAUUUUAAAUAUCAACACUCUUCUUUUGAGGGAAGAUGAGACAAUAAAGCGUGCAGCUGUAGACUCAAUGUGGUGGUCCAUUACCACUAUCCAUAAUGUUGUCCCUUAGCUUCUGAGGUUUUACAUGAAGAGAAUCUGAAAGUCUCCCAGUUUGCUCUGGUUUUAUGUGUACUGCUUCAAACCAUUUAAAACUUAUCAGCAUUUCAUUAAAGUAGCAGCUCCUGCCUUGGUCCUGUCUUAAUUGCCUGCCAAAAUUGUUUUCUUCGAUGUAUGUUGUGUAUCCUUACAUACAUACACGUGCUGUUUCCUCCGAAUUUUUUUUUUUUUUUUUUUUUUUACAGUUUUGGUGGUAACAUGUGAAUAGUAUUUAGUUUGAAGAAAUGUGGAGCACCUAUUCUAAGUUCUGGGUGGUGAGGGGUUAUGAAUCUUUUAUAUAAAAGCGAUCAUUAUCCGUUGCCAUGCUGAAACAAUGUUAGGGGUUUAGGACUUGCAGGCUUUGUUUGUGUUGUCAUUGAUGGCACAUCUUUUGAGAACAAACGGACAUGUGUGAUCUUGUUCAAGGUCGUCUUGGCCAGAACCACUGGCCCCUUUCGCCAAUAAAGGACUCACAUUCCACGGACUCUGAGUUUCACGGCAAGAGACAAAUUUUUCCUCCUGUAAUGUUACCCGCUGCUGUGCAUUCAUUCAUCACCUUCAGUCACUGGACUUUGUUGGGUUUCUCAGAGGAAGACUUUGCAGCGUGCCUGAUUUGUCUACUUACAGAAAGCUUCUGUUUGUGCUGUUUUGUGUGCUCUGAGUAGAGGUGCUAUGGUUAUAUUGUACAAAUACACAGCAAAUCACACUCUGGUCCACAUAAGUUUGUGCGCUGUUUUAGUUCCAUGCUUGUGUGAACCCUGUUCUCUGGGAAUUCCACGGAGCAUGUUCUAACAACUAAUUGUCACAUUUCAAAUGCUUGUGUCCAUUAACCUGUUGUCAUCCAAUUUAAAAAAAAAAAAAAAAAAAAGACUGGAAGUAAACGUGAAGUAUUCAGUAUGUAAAUUUUAAAUCACCCUUGCAUAAUAUUUUAAAAGCAAAGUUCUCUUUAUUUUUACGCUUGGAAGUAGAUCGCAUUUCAGUCUAACAUUCUUUAUAUAUUGUGCAAAAACUGCUUUAAAAUGGCAUUAGAGACAUACCUUUUAUGAUUAUAGUCCCAUAAUGUAUACUAUAUGAGUAUAUAUUUACAGAGUUGUAGGUAUAUAUGAUUUUAAAUGUAAAAUAUGUUUAAUAGCAAGCUUUAAGGUACCAGCCAGUUUGUGAAAAGGGAAGUUCAGCACACAAGUCUUUGGAAAACUAUAACUUUAGAUGUUAAUACAGAACAUAAGUACAAUGGUUUCUUAUCUUUCAAAUAGUUGUAUUUUGUGUUUCUGUAUUUUAAAGUUUUUAAUCCCAUGUCUCAGAUUAAAAAGAGAGCUGUCUAAAAGCA